GUUGGCUUGGCCAUCAAGCCUGGCACCACGGUUGAGCACCUGGCACCUUGGGCCAAUCAGAUAGACAUGGCUUUGGUGAUGACGGUAGAACCAGGGUUCGGAGGGCAGAAGUUUAUGGAAGACAUGAUGCCAAAGGUUCAGUGGCUGAGGACACAGUUUCCCUCCUUGGAUAUAGAAGUGGAUGGAGGAGUUGGGCCUGACACCAUCCAUAAGUGUGCAGAGGCGGGUGCCAAUAUGAUCGUGUCUGGCAGUGCUAUUAUGAAGAGUGCAGACCCGAGGUCUGUGAUCAAUCUCCUCAGGAACGUGUGUUCGGAAGCGGCUCAGAAGCGCAGUCUGGACCGGUGAGACCUGCCCCAGCGUGUUCAGGAAGGCUCUGGGCAUGCAGAACCCUUGUUUCUCGUGUGUCGGAGGGCUGGAUGAACACUAAGUACAGAGCCUUCUUGCUGCUGAAGAGAGGAAUCAUUCCUUCGCUGCAGUGAAGCAAGCAGCAGUGGGGAACAUUCUGGCUGUCUUUCAGGGUUGGAAAUGCAAUGGUUUGAACCUGUCUCUUGAUUCUGUGGAGGCUAAUUUUAUGGCACAACCUCUAACACUGACUGGAUUGAACUACAGUCGGUUUUUUGCUUGCCAGAAGAGAGUAGCAUUGCCACAAGCAAUCUCUCUUGUGGAAGACUCUAAUCAAACUGCCUUCUGCUGUCUGUAUUUUGUAAUUUGAUCUGUGCAUUCCUACAAAACCUUUCCACUACUGCAUUAAACACCC
Acanthisitta chloris (rifleman) is the source of this 757-nucleotide messenger RNA. RefSeq names its product ribulose-phosphate 3-epimerase. NCBI's taxonomy places the organism in Eukaryota, Metazoa, Chordata, Aves, Passeriformes, Acanthisittidae. Gene Ontology annotation, molecular function: D-ribulose-phosphate 3-epimerase activity; metal ion binding. The record is from RefSeq and is a predicted model, not a curated record. Gene Ontology annotation, biological process: carbohydrate metabolic process; pentose-phosphate shunt, non-oxidative branch. The annotation marks the transcript as partial. Gene Ontology annotation, cellular component: cytosol. The transcript is spliced from 3 exons.